Messenger RNA from Tachyglossus aculeatus (Australian echidna), 2515 nucleotides. It is a transcript of the gene ZFP64, whose product is annotated as ZFP64 zinc finger protein. The transcript has 6 exons. Gene Ontology annotation, biological process: regulation of transcription by RNA polymerase II. Lineage: Eukaryota; Metazoa; Chordata; Mammalia; Monotremata; Tachyglossidae. The record is from RefSeq and is a predicted model, not a curated record. Bases 61 to 2133 code for a protein of 690 amino acids. Gene Ontology annotation, molecular function: DNA-binding transcription factor activity; RNA polymerase II cis-regulatory region sequence-specific DNA binding.
GGGUCCGUCCGGGCGCCCCGUGCGUGUCCCCUCCCUGCCCUGGCCGACUGCCGCCGCGCCAUGAACGCCAACGGCGCGGGCGAGGGCUUCCCGGGCUCCGUCCAGUUUCCAGGAGGAACCACCGUCCUGGUGGAGCUGACUCCCGAUAUACACAUCUGUGGGCUUUGCAAACAGCAGUUCAAUAACUUGGACGGCUUUGUUGCCCAUAAGCAAAGUGGCUGUCAACUGAGCAGCGCUACCGCAGGCGGCCCCGGUCCGGUCCAGUUCGUAGCCGAGGAAACGGUACCCGCGCCCCCGUCCCACACCACCACGAGGACCAUCACCUCGGAGACGCAGACUAUCACAGUUUCUGCCCCAGAAUUUGUUUUUGAACACGGUUACCAGACCUACCUGCCCACGGAAAGCAGCGAUACCCAGACUGCCACAGUUGUCUCUGUCCCUCCCAAAUGUCGCUCUCGGAAGGCCGCGGCCUCGCUUGCCCAGAAGAAACUGAGCUGCUGCUACCCAGGUUGCCAAUUCAAAACAGCCUAUGGCAUGAAAGAUAUGGAACGUCACCUGAGAACUCACACAGGCGAUAAGCCCCAUAAAUGCGAAGUGUGCGGCAAGUGCUUCAGCCGGAAAGACAAGCUGAAGAUGCACAUGCGGUCGCACACGGGCGUGAAGCCCUAUAAAUGUAAGCACUGUGACUACGCGGCCGCCGACGGCAGCAGCCUGAACAAACAUCAGCGAAUACACUCCAACGAGCGGCCUUUCAAAUGCCAGAUCUGUCCCUACGCCAGCCGCAACUCCAGCCAGCUCACCGUGCACCUCAGAUCGCACACAGGGGAUGCCCCCUUCCAGUGCCAGAUGUGCAGCGCCAAGUUCAAAAUCAACUCGGACUUGAAGAGGCACCUGCGUGUCCACUCGGGCGAGAAACCGUACAAGUGUGAGUUCUGCGACGUGCGCUGUGCCAUGAAAGGGAACCUCAAGUCCCACGUCCGCAUCAGGCACGGCUCGGAAAACAGCUUCAAGUGCCCGGAGUGCGACUUCCAGUGUGGGAACAAGACGAGCCUCCGGCUCCACGCCCGCGCCCACCAGCCCGAGCAGCCGGUCAAGUGCGCGCAGUGCAGCUACUCCUGCUCCAACAAGGCGGCCCUCAAGGUGCACGAGCGCAUCCACUGCAAAGACCGACCUUUCAAGUGCGAGUUCUGCAGCUUCGCCACCAAACAGCGGAGCAACCUGACCACCCACGUGAAGAAAGCGCACGGCGACCCCGUCAAGCCCAAGGAGCGGUCCCCGGAGAGGAAAGGAGGCGCGGCGGGAGGAGGAGGGGGAGGCAGGCCGCCGCCGGCCGGCUCCCGCCAAGUGGCCAGACUCGACGCCAAGAAGGCUUUCCGGUGCGACUUCUGCGAGGCUUCGUUUGUGCGGGAAGACUCCCUCCGCAGCCACAGGAAGCAGCACGGUGAGUACGGCUUGUCCAGAAACGCGGAACUGGCGGUUCUGCAGCUUCAGGUGGACCCCGGCAGGCAGGCCACCGCUCCUUUCGCCGUCGGUCACGUCCAGGUGCCCCUUCAGCCCGGCCAGAUUUCCCAGUUCGGUGAAGGCGGGGUCAAAAUCAUCGUCGGCCAUCAGGUGCCUCAGGGCGAUACCAUCGUCCAAGCGGCUUCGGUCAACGUCGCCUCCGCCGCCCCGGCCGCCCCCAACCCGGAUGACCUCCCCGCCAGCAGCCGGCUGCAGAUAUUAAGGCAGGUCAGCCUGGUCACCCCGCCGCAGGCUCCGAACGACGCCGGCGCCAUGGGCCAGUCCACGGUUCUUCUGGCCACCAACGACCAGGCGGACGGCGCCGCUCUGCACCAAACUCUCAUCUCCGUCCCUCCGGGGGGGACUCACGAAUCCCCCGCCAACCAGACUUUCAUCACCAGCUCGGGCAUUAGCUGCUCCGACUUAGAAGGUCUCAAUGCCUUAAUACAGGAAGGCACCACUGAAGUGACCGUGGUCAGUGACGGAAGCCAAAAUAUCACCGUGUCAACCACAACUCCCCCUCCUAUAUUUUCCUCACCCUCCCACCCAGAAUUACCCAAACAAACUUACUCCAUCGUUCAGAGCGGGGCUCAUUCCGCUUUGCUGUGUCCUGCAGAUGCCAUACCGGAUUAGUUGUCUAAAAAAAAAGUUGCUUUUCCCCCCUCAGAAUAGCACCCCCGUCACGAUUAAAAAUAAGUGGAAAUAUUUGUCAAGUUUCUGUUUUGUAACUUUUGAAGAGUUCAGCGUAGAGUCCUUGAAUGAGAAUUUUUUUACAUGGUGAUAACCUGUGAAAAUACCAAUUAAUUGUCAUUUUACAGUCAUUACCAAAAUGCUGCCUAUUGGAAGGGAAAUGAAUUAAAAAUAGACUGAACAGUAGUGAAUGCAAAAACUGCAUUCGUGUGUAUUUUUUAUUUUUUUCAGUUUCCAGAUUCCAUCGUUCGGAGCGGGGCUCAUUCUGCUUUGCUGUGUCCUGCAGAUGCCAUACCGGAUUAGUUGUUAAAAAAAAAAAGUUGCU